Molecule: messenger RNA, 1777 nt
Organism: Phaedon cochleariae (mustard beetle)
Lineage: Eukaryota; Metazoa; Arthropoda; Insecta; Coleoptera; Chrysomelidae
Source: the annotation of a GenBank genome assembly
AUGACAAUACCUCCAAUGAAUGGUGUUGCAGGAGUACCCUUUGUUGUUCCCUUUUUGUAGAUAUCUUUGCAUACAAAUACUCCAGAAAAAAAUUGGGCAAUAGUUACAAUACUAGCAACUUGCCCAACAAAUUCUUUAUGAGGUUGCAAAGUUUGAGAUAGUGCUUCCAUGAUGCCGCUCUGAAAAUUGACUGGAUAACUAGUACACGUUUUCAAGCACUUUUGAGCUGAGUUUGAAGGACAUGUCACCAAUUAAAACUAAACAAAAUAUCCACUACAAAAAUCACCGGAUAUCAAUGUUUGGCGAUAUCGAGUUUCGGAAGCAGGCUAUUCAUUCGAACUACCGAAUUUGUCGGAUAGCCCUUUAGUAGUUCAGAUUGAAGAAAAUUAAUGCAGAAAGAACAAGGAAAGAACCAAAGAGGAUUCUUCGAAAGAACAGUGAAAGAGGCUUUUUGUAAAGGAACAAAAUAUUUGAUUUUUGAUUGAAAGCGUAUUUCAGCAACGUCUAAAGUCUAAACUUCACAGAGGAGUGAGAUUUGAUUGUGAAAAUACAUAAUAAUUCCUUCUGCCAGAUGUCCAAACCCUCAAGUUCAACAAGCUCUGCGGAGCCUCAGCAAUUUGAUAGCCAAGCUCAGGUUGCUCAAAAAAAUUGGGAAAUGUCGAACAAUGUAGAAGUAGUCAGCUCAGUGGAUGAAAUAUACCGCUAUGAUAAAAAACAGCAACAAGAUAUCUUAGCUGCAAAACCAUGGGAUAAAGACCCUCAUUUCUUCAAAGAUAUCAAGAUAUCAGCUCUAGCUUUAUUGAAAAUGGUAAUGCAUGCUAGAUCAGGUGGAACUCUUGAAGUAAUGGGACUAAUUUUGGGUAAAGUUGAUGGAAAUACUAUGUUUGUCAUGGAUUCUUUUGCAUUACCUGUUGAGGGUACUGAAACUAGAGUAAAUGCCCAAGCUCAAGCUUAUGAGUAUAUGAGUUCCUAUAUUGAGGCUGCAAAAUUGGUGGGUAGACAAGAAAAUGCUAUAGGAUGGUAUCAUAGUCAUCCAGGCUAUGGUUGCUGGUUGUCAGGAAUAGAUGUUAGCACACAGAUGUUGAAUCAAAAUUUCCAAGAACCGUUUGUGGCCAUAGUUAUUGAUCCAGUCCGUACAAUUUCUGCAGGAAAGGUUUGCCUAGGAGCUUUCAGAACAUAUCCUAAAGGAUACAAACCUGCUAAUGAAGAGCCUUCAGAAUAUCAGACCAUACCUUUGAAUAAAAUUGAAGAUUUUGGAGUUCAUUGCAAACAGUACUACUCUUUAGAAGUAUCCUAUUUCAAAUCUGCACUAGACCGCAGAUUACUGGAUUCACUUUGGAACAAAUACUGGGUCAAUACAUUAAGUUCCUCUAGUUUACUUACUAAUGCUGAUUAUACUACAGGCCAGAUAUUUGAUUUAUCAGAAAAAUUGGAACAGUCUGAAGCUGCUAUAGGUCGUGGUGGCUUCAUAGUUGGAGGGGCAGAUCCCCAUGAAAAAAGAACUGAAGAUAAACUUCUUAAAGCUACUAAAGAUAGCUGCAAAACUACCAUAGAAAUAAUCCAUGGACUGAUGGCUCAAAUGAUCAAAGAUAGGUUGUUCAAUAGUGUUACCCCAAAUACUUCAGAUGCUCUUGCUAGUUUGAAAUGAUAAUGGAAUGAAUGCUGAUUGAAUAUUUAAUGUUAUUAAUGCUUUGUCACAGAUUACUCAACCUCAUAUAAUUUUUACAUAUUUUGAAUUGAAUAAAAAAAUCUUACUUAGUGAUUUACUUGGUGGUUU